CUAAAGACUCCAGACCAUCAGUCCAGGGCUUAGUCAGCGGGGCCCGGAGUGGCUUCCCUGGCUGGCAUCUGGACUUAGGCUAUUUCCGUGCACGUAAAAGCGGAAUAUUGGAACGGUUGCACAGAACUUCCAAAUAAUUUUUACCGCCACUUAAGAUUUAGCCCUGAGGUCUUAAUCUCAGGAUUUGGGACAGUAAAAGCUGUCGUCCCUCCCCCUCGUCCAGCCGGUGGCAACCGGGUACUGCGGGCGGUUCCGUCCGUCCCCUUUCGCAGAAAUGGCAACGAAUGACCACCAGCAUUAGCUGAGCCAGGGGACGUGGGAGGCUUGAUUGCCUAAACGACUCUGCAUCGCCGCCUCUUUUUGAAACUAAGAGAAAAUGGUGGGAGAUCAAAAGAAAACUAAAUAAACACACAGGCAACUUGUCCUGGGACCUCAACUAAGCAAAUGAAGCCUUAUUGUGUGUGCUGAGCCUGCAGUUCCCAACCUUCCGGGGAAGAUGGGAGGACAGGGCGACAAAGGGCACAGUAGGCUUGCCUGGCAGUAAGUAUGACCGCAGCUAUCCAGGCGGAAGAGCAGAGGACUGAAACCACCCUCCAGCAAGCGAGUGUCCGCCGCGUUGAGAACCGCGCACCCUACCCAUCGGCCACGUGACCAGUCCUUUUUAAAAAAAUUUCUUUACCUUAAAAAAAAAAGGUGGUGGAGAGACUCCACUUCCCAGAAGCCUCUCGUUACUCACGCAGCCGCAGUCUUGCGCAGGCGCCUCCAGGGCCAAACGGACAUAUCCGUCACGUGGCCAGAAGCUGGCCAAUCCGGUUUGAAUCUCAUUUUUUUCCUCUUACCCCCCCCUUCUGGAGCGGUUGUGCGAUCAGAUCGAUCUAAGAUGGCGACUGUCGAACCGGUGAGUAUUGCCUUUGGCCCCCACCCCCACAGGUCCCCGCGCUCCGUCUCCCUUCUGACUGAGGGACUCCGCGGGACGGCGUUCCGGGCGCGCACUGUACCCCUUGCCGCCCCCUCCCCCUCAUGUUGGACCUGACCUCCCGCGGACAAGUGGGGACGUCCCGGAGGCUGGCCGAGGCGGCGUGUAGCGCACACUUUCUGGAAACCACCCCUACUCCUAAUCCCCCGACUACAGAAGAGGAGAAAACGGAAUCUAAUCAGGAGGUUGCUAACCCAGAACACUAUAUUAAACAUCCUCUACAGAACAGAUGGGCACUCUGGUUUUUUAAAAAUGAUAAAAGCAAAACUUGGCAAGCAAACCUGCGGCUGAUCUCCAAGUUUGAUACUGUUGAAGACUUUUGGGCUCUGUACAACCAUAUCCAGUUGUCUAGUAAUUUAAUGCCUGGCUGUGACUACUCACUUUUUAAGGAUGGUAUUGAGCCUAUGUGGGAAGAUGAGAAAAACAAACGGGGAGGACGAUGGCUAAUUACAUUGAACAAACAGCAGAGACGAAGUGACCUCGAUCGCUUUUGGCUAGAGACACUUCUGUGCCUUAUUGGAGAAUCUUUUGAUGACUACAGUGAUGAUGUAUGUGGCGCUGUUGUUAAUGUUAGAGCUAAAGGUGAUAAGAUAGCAAUAUGGACUACUGAAUGUGAAAACAGAGAAGCUGUUACACAUAUAGGGAGGGUAUACAAGGAAAGGUUAGGACUUCCUCCAAAGAUAGUGAUUGGUUAUCAGUCCCACGCAGACACAGCUACUAAGAGCGGCUCCACCACUAAAAAUAGGUUUGUUGUUUAAGAAGACACCUUCUGAGUAUUCUCAUAGGAGACUGCGUCAAGCAAUCGAGAUUUGGGAGCUGAACCAAAGCCUCUUCAAAAAGCAGAGUGGACUGCAUUUAAAUUUGAUUUCCAUCUAAAUGUUACUCAGAUAUAAGAGAAGUCUCAUUCGCCUUUGUCUUGUACUUCUGUGUUCAUUUUUUUUUUUUUUUUUUUUUUUUUGGCUAGAGUUUCCACUAUCCCAAUCAAAGAAUUACAGUACACAUCCCCAGAAUCCAUAAAUGUGUUCCUGGCCCACUCUGUAAUAGUUCAGUAGAAUUACCAUUAAUUACAUACAGAUUUUACCUAUCCACAAUAGUCAGAAAACAACUUGGCAUUUCUAUACUUUACAGGAAAAAAAAUUCUGUUGUUCCAUUUUAUGCAGAAGCAUAUUUUGCUGGUUUGAAAGAUUAUGAUGCAUACAGUUUUCUAGCAAUUUUCUUUGUUUCUUUUUACAGCAUUGUCUUUGCUGUACUCUUGCUGAUGGCUGCUAGAUUUUAAUUUAUUUGUUUCCCUACUUGAUAAUAUUAGUGAUUCUGAUUUCAGUUUUUCAUUUGUUUUGCUUUUGUUUUUUUCCUCAUGUAACAUUGGUGAAGGAUCCAGGAAUAUGACACAAAGGUGGAAUAAACAUUAAUUUUGUGCAUUCUUUGGUAAUUUUUUUUGUUUUUUGUAACUACAAAGCUUUGCUACAAAUUUAUGCAUUUCAUUCAAAUCAGUGAUCUAUGUUUGUGUGAUUUCCUAAACAUAAUUGUGGAUUAUAAAACAUGUAACAUCAUAAUUACAUUCCUAACUAGAAUUAGUAUGUCUGUUUUUGUAUCUUUAUGCUGUAUUUUAACACUUUGUAUUACUUAGGUUAUUUUGCUUUGGUUAAAAAUGGCUCAAGUAGAAAAGCAGUCCCAUUCAUAUUAAGACAGUGUACAAAACUGUAAAUAAAAUGUGUACAGUGAAUUGUCUUUUAGACAACUAGAUUUGUCCUUUUAUUUCUCCAUCUUUAUAGAAGGAAUUUGUACUUCUUAUUGCAAGGCAGUCUCUAUAUUAUGUCUUCUUUUGUGGUGUCUUCCAUGUGAACAGCAUAAGUUUGGAGCACUAGUUUGAUUAUUAUGUUUAUUACAAUUUUUAAUAAAUUGAAUAGGUAGUAUCAUAUAUAUGGAAUUAAAUUGAUGUGGCUAUCUUUGUUUUUUUAUAAAGUAAGGCACAGUCCUUCAGUCUUAGGUAAAUAAUGUACUCUCUUAAUAUGUUAAUACUCAUGAGAAUUGGGAUCUGAUGCAUCACCAUUUGAUUGGUAGCAACAGUGGUUGUAAAACUUGGUUGCUGAAUUGAGUUGUUUCUAUGUAAGUGUCAAAAUGAUAGUGUAGGGAAAGUACAGGUGGUGGGGACAUAUGCAUUAAGAAUUCUGUUAGUGUUGCAAUCUAAAUAGAAUGGAAUAAACAGGUAUUAAGACAUAUUUAUAGUGGUAAAUUGUUGUAGUAUGGUAUUCUGUAAACUUGAAAACUUGAUCUACUCUUUGUAGGUAUCAUUUGAAAGCAAACUUGAAAAUGUUUUGUACAUAGUACAUACUUGUAUAGUCCUGUGAAAUGAAGUAUGGCUAUCAGACCAAAGGAUAAGCCAAACUGUAGGUAGCAGAAUGGAAAUUAUUAGUUUGAGAGGAAAAUUUGUCUUUGAAUGGUGAUUAUGACUUAAAUCAUUUUAAAACUGAUAAACUUGACAAAAACCCUGUAUGAAAUAAACAUGAAAUUAAUAGCACUGA
Gorilla gorilla gorilla (western lowland gorilla) is the source of this 3498-nucleotide messenger RNA. RefSeq names its product eukaryotic translation initiation factor 4E (gene EIF4E). Gene Ontology annotation, biological process: translational initiation. The transcript is spliced from 7 exons. Bases 1021 to 1734 code for a protein of 237 amino acids. NCBI's taxonomy places the organism in Eukaryota, Metazoa, Chordata, Mammalia, Primates, Hominidae. The record is from RefSeq and is a predicted model, not a curated record. Gene Ontology annotation, molecular function: RNA 7-methylguanosine cap binding; translation initiation factor activity. Gene Ontology annotation, cellular component: cytoplasm; eukaryotic translation initiation factor 4F complex.